This is a messenger RNA of Carica papaya (papaya), 698 nucleotides long. The record is from RefSeq and is a predicted model, not a curated record. Lineage: Eukaryota; Viridiplantae; Streptophyta; Magnoliopsida; Brassicales; Caricaceae.
AGUGACAGAGAUCAGAAAUUCAGAUAUUUCUAUUCAGAGAAGAAGAAAAAUUUCCUUCGAAAGAUGGGUCUGGGUUUUAUCGUUGGCGUCUUGGGAGUCCUAAUUCUCAGUCACGCCGCUUAUUCAACCAUUCAAUAUAGAGGAUUGUUAAAGAUUAUGGAGGAGGAAUUUUCCGGGCCUCCUACGAAUGUGGUGCUGGAAUUGAUUAUGGGGAUAGUUUCUUUACCAGAGAACUUAGACUUCAUGAUCUUCAAUCAUCGUGGGAAGCUCUUUCCUCCUAAAGUAGACUUGAAAUUGAAAUGCUGAUGACAUCUCCACAGAGUGAAAGGAUAUUUUUCAGGUUUUAAUUGAGGUGAAUGCUGCUAACACUGGGGGUUGCUAAACUUUGAAGGAUUGGCCAGCAUGUGGCAUGUUAAAUUUAUUUUGCUGUUCGCCACUUUUUAGUUGCUCAAGAUUGGUUUGUCUCCGUCUUCUCUUCCAUCUGCAAUUACUCGAGACUUUUUUUGCUGUAUGUUUGACCAUUAUUAAGGAGAUUUUCGUUAAUUAUGUCAAAAAAGCACCAGAUCUUGAAGAUUCAGGGCCGCUGUUUGGGACCUAAAUUGUCUGAGGUUGUUUUGUUCUUCCUUUCUAAUUUCUAGCAGUAAACGCAAAAGUGGCUUAAAUAUACAGCGGAUCACGUCAAUUUCUCUUUUGCAAAA